Leptonychotes weddellii (Weddell seal) is the source of this 4521-nucleotide messenger RNA. It is a transcript of the gene LVRN, whose product is annotated as laeverin. Gene Ontology annotation, cellular component: cytoplasm; membrane. Gene Ontology annotation, biological process: peptide catabolic process; proteolysis. The record is from RefSeq and is a predicted model, not a curated record. NCBI's taxonomy places the organism in Eukaryota, Metazoa, Chordata, Mammalia, Carnivora, Phocidae. Gene Ontology annotation, molecular function: zinc ion binding; peptide binding; metalloaminopeptidase activity.
GAGGGCCGACACAGAGAGCAAGAGCGGGGGUCCCAUCACUGAGCGCCCGGGUCAAGGUUGGAGCUACCGCCGCCGCCGCCUUCCGGCUCUCGAGUCGCCCUCGCCCCGCGCCCAGCCAUGGGCCCCCCUUCCAGCUCCGGCUUCUACGUGAGCCGCGCGGUCGCCGUGCUGCUAGCCGGGCUGGCGGCCGCGCUCCUGCUGGCGCUGGCCGUGCUCGCCGCCCUGUACGGCCGCUGCGCGCGCGUCCCGCCGUCGGAACUUCUCCACCGCGGGGUCCCGGGGGCCGCGCCGUCCCGGCCGCGCACGCAGGAGGAGCCGCGGCCCACCGGGCACACCCGCCCCACCCGUGAGCCGGCGGGGACGGCCACCCCGGGCAACGGGCGCCCUCCGGGACCCUGGGACCAGCUGCGCCUGCCGCCCUGGCUCGUGCCGCUGCACUACGAGCUGGAGCUGUGGCCCCGGCUGCGGCCGAACGAGUCCUGGGCUCCGACGUUGACCUUCACCGGCCGCGUGAACAUCACGGUGCGCUGCACCGUGGCCACCGCGCGACUGCUGCUGCACAGCCUCUUCCUGGAGUGUGAGAGCGCCGAGGUGCGGGGCCCUCUCUCCUCCGGCACCGGGGACCGCACGGCGGGCCGCGUGCCGGUGGACGACGUGUGGGUCGCGUUCGACACGCAGUACCUGGUGCUGGAGCUCGGCAGCGCUCUGCAGCCCGGGGGCCGGUAUGUGCUGCAGCUCAGCUUCUCCGGCCUGGUGUACCAGGAUCUCAGGGAGGGGCUCUUCUUCAACGUCUACACCGACCAGGGCGAGCGCAGGGCCCUGUUAGCGUCUCAGAUGGAACCCACAUUUGCCAGGAGUGUGUUUCCUUGUUUUGAUGAGCCAGCUCUAAAGGCAACUUUUAAUAUUACAAUUAUUCAUCACCCAAGCUAUGUGGCCCUUUCCAACAUGCCAAAACUAGGUCAGUCUGCAAGGAGAGACACAAAUGGAAGCACGUGGACAGUCACCACCUUUUCCACGACGCCCCACAUGCCGACUUACUUAGUGGCCUUGGCCGUAUGUGACUAUGCCCACGUGGACAGAACCGAAAGGGGCAAGGAGAUACGCAUCUGGGCCCGGAAAGACGCCAUCGUGAACGGAAAUGCAGACUUUGCUUUGAACCUCACAGGUCCCAUCUUCUCUUUUCUGGAAGAUCUAUUUAAUAUUAGUUACCCUCUUCCCAAAACAGAUAUAAUUGCCUUGCCUACUUUUGACAACAGUGCAAUGGAAAAUUGGGGACUAUUGAUAUUCGAUGAGUCAUUAUUGUUGAUGCAACCAAAUGAUCAAGUAACAGACAAAAAGGCUGUGAUCGCCUUCAUUCUCUCCCACGAGAUCGGACAUCAGUGGUUUGGAAAUUUGGUUACCAUGAAUUGGUGGAACGAUAUCUGGCUCAAAGAGGGUUUUGCAUCUUAUUUUGAAUUUGGAGUAAUUAACUACUUCAAUCCUAAAUUCCCAAGAAAUGAGAUCUUUUUUUCUAACAUUUUACAUAAUGUCCUCAGUGAAGAUCAUGCCCUGGUGUCUAGAGCUGUGUCCAUGAAGGUGGAAAAUUUCACAGAAACCAGUGAAAUAAAUGAGCUCUUUGACUUAUUUACUUACAACAAGGGAGCAUCUUUGGCCCGAAUGCUUUCUAGCUUCCUGAAUGAGAAUUUAUUUCUCAGUGCACUCAAGUCAUAUUUGAAGACAUUUUCUUACUCAAAUGCUGAGCAAGAUGAUUUAUGGAGGCAUUUUCAAAUGGUCAUCGAUGACCAGAAUAAAAUUCUUUUGCCAGCGACAGUAAAAAGCAUAAUGGACAGUUGGACCCACCAGAGUGGUUUUCCAGUUAUCACCUUAAAUGUAUCCACUGGUGCCAUCAAACAAGAGCCGUUUUAUCUUGGAAAGGUUAAAAAUGAGACUCUCCUAACCCACAAUGACACAUGGAUUGUACCUAUUCUUUGGAUAAAAAAUGGAAUUACACAGUCUCUAGUCUGGCUAGAUAAAAGCAGCAAAAUAUUCCCCGAAAUGCAAGUUUCAGCUUAUGAUCAUGACUGGGUGAUUCUAAAUUUGAAUAUGACUGGAUAUUACAGAGUUAACUAUGAUACAUUAGGUUGGAAGAAGCUAAAUCAACAGCUUGAAAAAGAUCCUAAGGCCAUUCCUGUUAUCCACAGGCUGCAGCUGAUUGAUGAUGCCUUUUCCUUGUCUAAAAACAAUUAUAUUGAGAUUGAAACAGCCCUUGAUUUAACCAAGUACCUUGCUGAAGAAGAUGAAAUCAUAGUAUGGUAUGCGGUCUUGGUGAACCUGGUAACCAAGGAUCUUGUUUUUGAUGCGAACAGCUAUGAUAUAUACCCAUUAUUAAAGAAGUAUCUGUUAAAGAGACUUAUCUCGAUAUGGAAUAUGUAUUCAACUGUCAUUCGUGAAAAUGUGGCAGUGUUACAAGACGACUAUUUAGCCCUAGUAGCCCUGGAAAAACUUUUUGAAACUGCGUGCUGGUUGGGCCUUGAAGACUGUCUUCAGCUGUCAAGAGAACUCUUCAAAAACUGGGCGAACCAUCCAGAGAAUGAAAUACCUUCUCCGAUUAAAAGUGUAAUUUUAUGUUAUGGCGUCGCCUUGGGAAGUGAGGAAGAAUGGGACUUUCUGUUAAAUAUGUACGCUAAUAAAACAAAGGAAGAAGAAAGGAUUCAACUCGCUUAUGCGAUGAGCUGCAGUAAAGACCCAUGGAUACUUAACAGAUAUAUGGAGUACGCCAUUACUGCAUCUCCUUUUGCUUUUAAUGAAACAAAUAUCAUUGAGGUUGUGGCAGCAUCUGAAGUGGGCCGGUACAUCGCAAAGGACUUUCUAGUCAACAACUGGCAAGCUGUGAGUGAAAGGUAUGGAACACAAUCGCUGGUUACUCUCAUGUAUAUAAUAGGGAGAACCAUAAGUACAGACUUGCAGAUCACAGAGCUGCAGCAGUUUUUUGGCAACAUGUUGGAAGAGCAGCAGAGGCUCACAGUCCACGCCAAAUUACAGACAAUAAAGAAGAAAAAUCUGGAAAACAAAACACGCAACAUGAGGAUGGCGGCAUGGCUAUGGAGGAACAUGUAACCAGCACCCCUCCUGGCUGCUAGAAUGGAUUUCACUCACACUUUUGUCUCCCGGGGCCUCGUGAGUCUGCAAAACCACAUGGGUUGUUAUUUGUAGGUCAGUCACAUUUGCUCCUCAGGGUCCUUCCUGUUCUUCCUGGGCUGUCCUGUUUGGCCCCGAGGCUAGUGAUUCCCCAGGAUGUUGCCAACCCAGGGGAAGAUUUCGCUUUCCUGUUGGGCCGUGAAGCCACAGAAUUUACUCGGGGUGCCUUGUAAAAACAAAUUUACCUUAGAAAACCUUGCUUAUUCUGUUGUGAAAGCCAGCGGAAUAUUGGAUCAUUGGCCAACUGAGCACAUUCUUCUCUGAGGGAAAACACAGACUUGCAAUACUCUGGAUUUUAUGUGGUUCAAUAUUUAAAAGCAUCAUGAGCAAAUAACACAACAGUGUAAAGAAAGAGAAACCAGAAAAAUAAUACUCACUAGGACCUAGAGAAGCCAAGGAAACAACAUUUUAAAAAGAAGGAACAGAUCAUUCUAGGAGCCAUGUGAAGUGCCUGAAGGGCCAGACAUGGGUCUUCUGUCCAUUUCUCUCUUCCCACAGGGCCUAUCACAUUGUGCCACACAUUACAGGCCACUGAAGUUUGGGGCGUCACAAAAAGAGCCAGGAUCGCAGGAUCCGUGACGUGCCCUUCAGAUUGUGGAGGCCAGAAGGACAGGAAGGAAUCUCCCUGAAGCCGGAGACUGCAUCCCCACCUGUGGGCCGGACACUCACUCAGCCCAAGUUUAUGAGCAAAAAUAAGGAUGUCAGCAGACAGUAGCCAUAAGGGACUGAUCUGCAGCACAAAGGGAAGUGGUCAAAUAAAGAGAAAGAACGAAAAGGCUAACCACAGCAGACUCUUUACAGCUCUGCACUCAGGGGACUAAGUCGGAAAUGUGGUUUCAUUUGACCAAAUAGAACCUGCUUAUAAGUGGGGACAACUUGAAACGCAUUCAUCAGUUACAACGUCGGGAAUUGGCUUAGUUCUGUUACCCCGGAUUAAAUCGGGAUGGCUAAGGCAAAUCAUCCCACUCUAGAUUUUGUGUGUGUUUAAUUCUGUGUUUUCAUCUUGAUUUUGUUUUUGUAGAAAGGGGCUAAAACUACAGAUCUCCGAUCUACCUCAGAGGGAUGUAAAGGUUAAGGAAGGCUUUAAAUAUGUCGUAUGAGCUCAAGGCCAUGUGAUCUAGGGUUUUCUCCCCCUCUCUCUUGUGUAAGUCAAUGCAGCCACAAAUUAAUAUGCAAAAAACCAGAGUUGGCUUUUGUAUUCGCUUCACAAGAAGAUGCUCCCUGAGCGAGCAGGAGGCCAUGGGACGUGGCCCCAAAACCAACUAAAGCACUGCCUCCUCAGACUUUGACCAUGGGUCAUAGGUCAGAGAGCUUUUUCUUUAAAUUUAGAAAUGUACAACUUAA